Messenger RNA from Hydractinia symbiolongicarpus, 2489 nucleotides. RefSeq names its product Bardet-Biedl syndrome 7 protein homolog. Gene Ontology annotation, cellular component: ciliary basal body; membrane; axoneme. The coding region runs from base 28 to 2181 and encodes 717 amino acids. Lineage: Eukaryota; Metazoa; Cnidaria; Hydrozoa; Anthoathecata; Hydractiniidae. The record is from RefSeq and is a predicted model, not a curated record. Gene Ontology annotation, molecular function: protein binding. The transcript is spliced from 4 exons. Gene Ontology annotation, biological process: intracellular transport; intracellular protein localization; non-motile cilium assembly.
AGGAAAUAUACACUGUAAAUUGCUACCAUGUUAGCACUGAAUUUGAGUCGUGUUGACUAUUUGCAAGUUGGCGUGACAAACAACAAAUGCAUGCAAGUACUUCCAAAAUCAAGUAAAAGCGGAGCGCAAAAAGUUGUUGUGGCAGAUUAUAAUGGUGUACUUACCUGUUUUGAUGUUAAGAAACACGUUCCACAGAUACAAUUCAAGACACUACCAAGUACUAAAAUUUCUCGACUAUCUUUAGGUGGCACUGAAGGACCAUCCCGUGAAAAGAUUUUUGUGUCUGCAGGAGCGGAAAUCAAAGGGUACUCAAAAAAAGGCAAACAGUUUUUGAGUUUUGACACAAACCUCACUGAACCAAUUCAAAGUAUGUUUGUUGAAGGUUCUGAUUUGUUUUUGUGUGGAAAUUACAUUUACAAUCACUAUCAUGAUUGCAGAGAUCAGAACUACUAUCUGGCUCCAGACAAAAUAAACGAUGUUGUUAUCCUGCCCACUGAAGAAGAGAAACCAAUAUCACCGGUAUUGGCAUGUCAAGAUAGAGUGUUGCGGGUGUUAAAUGGUUCUGAGAUUCUCUAUGAAAUAGAGGUUCCAGGACCACCUGCUGUUUUAUCUGUGGGAAAAGAUGUUGGCAGUGAAGGAAAGGGUGUUAUUUAUGGAACAUCAGAUGGCAAAAUUGGUUUAGUUCAAAUAGGUUCUUCCGCACCAGAGCAUAUAUGGGAAAUUCCGAAUGACAAGCAAUACGGUGAUGUGUUGUCUCUGGAUACUCAUGAUAUUUCAAACAAUGGUACUUCUGAUUUACUUGUUGGAAGAGCAGAUGGUUUGGUGGAAGUUUACGCAUUUGAUGAAGGAAGUGAACCGUUUCAACAUUUCAAGUACAAUCUGUCUGAAAGCAUAACUUCUGUAUCUGGUGGUUGUGUAUGUGCAUCAAAUUAUCAGGAAGUUGUAGUUUCAACAUACACAGGUUGGGUACUGGGAAUGACAUCUGAGCCACAGCAACGUCAAUUGGGAAUGCCUGGAAGCAACAUGAAAGCACUCAUCAACGCUGAAAUGGAAGAAAAAAUAGCUGAGUUGAAUCUUGAAAUCGAGGAAUUGCAAGCAAGAGUAGCAGAAGAACGUGAAAGAUACCAGCAGACUGCUCACUCAGAAACUGCUGUAUCUGCGGUCCCGCCUUUCAAUAUAAAUGAUCGUUUUCUUCUAAGCCACGAUGAUGCCAGCUACACUCUCAGUAUAGAAGUUCAAAUGCCCAUUGACACAAUACUACUUCAGAGCAAUGUGCCAGUAGAUUUAUUAGAUGUGGAGAAGAAUUCAGCUGUUGUGAGUUACAGUGCAUGUGAUGCUGAGAGUGGAAAUUUUUUGCUUGCAACAUACAGAUGCCAGGCUAAUACUACUAGACUGGAACUCAAGAUCAGAACAAUUGAGGGACAGUAUGGAUAUUUGCAAGCCUAUGUCACACCUCGAAUGCAACCAAAAACAUGUCAGGUCCAGCAGUACCAAAUAAAGCCAUUAUCUCUCCAUCAGCGUUCCCAUGUGUUUGAUGAAGAACGACCAUUGAAUGUUUUAAAAUUGACUGGACAGUUUAGUCUGGCUGAAGUCCAUUCAUGGAUUUGUUAUUCACUGCCAGAAGUUCCUGAAAGGACACCUGCAGAGGAUGAGGUUAUAUUCUACUUCACAUCAACAUUUCUUGACACACAACUUGAAUGUAAAUACAGGAAAGGAGAAGCAACUUUUCGAUCAGAUAAUAUCUCCACCAUCUCAAUUUUGAAAGACGUUCUCUCAAAGGAAGCAACAAAACGUAAAAUGAAUUUAAACAUCACAUGCGAUUUAAAUGAAGAAUCAAUUCCCAACGUGCUAUAUCGUAUCCAUCCAAAGUUGGAAUAUCAAUUGCUUCUUGCGAAACGCGUUCAACUCAUCGACGGUUUGAAGGAGCUUGACAGCUAUGAGUCAGAUAAAGAUUUUCUUACUGAUGAAUACAAGGAAAUCUUGGAGAAUGCUGAUGUGUUGCAAGAGGAAUUCAAGAAACAGCCUUGCCAUCUUGAAAGAUUAUAUGGCAUGGUGACCGACCUCUUUAUUGAUCGACAUAAAUUUAAGGGACAGAAUGUUAAAAACAAAGUGGCACAGCUUAUUAACAUAUUGGAUAAUUAUGAUUUAAAUUCACUUAUUGAAUUCUUUCAAUCUAACUGAAAUGACUGUUUAUGUGUAAAUAAGCAAAGUUUAUGUGACCAUAUUAUAGAUCAUAGGUCACCAGAGCAUGUGUAUAUACUUUAGCAAUUUAUUUAUUACCAUUUUUUAUUCAACUAUGAGAUUUUUACUUUUAUGGAUAUGUAAAAACAGAAAACAGAAUGUAAAUAUAUGCAAAAAAAUGUUUUUAUUAUAAUUUAUGUUGCUGCAUUUGGUGGUGUAUGAUUUUUGAGGUUGUUGUAGAGAUAUACUUAAAAGACUCGGUCAAUUCAGGCUUUUAUUGCUUUCUUAAUAGUGUACUAAAUGAAUUA